AUGCAACCUCCAUUGUCGCAGUGCCCUGCCCUUGAUGUCUCUGGCUGGAACGUCUCCGGAGGUCCUCGAUAUCAUGUGGACAGACUGAAGACGUACGCGCCGUUGUGCAGAAGUCCUCCGAUCCUGCGAAGGUGCAAGCCAGGCCCACAAGAGCCGUGA
Molecule: messenger RNA, 159 nt
Organism: Trametes versicolor FP-101664 SS1
Lineage: Eukaryota; Fungi; Basidiomycota; Agaricomycetes; Polyporales; Polyporaceae
Exons: 2
Coding region: 1-159 (52 amino acids)
Source: RefSeq, a predicted model, not a curated record